This is a messenger RNA of Jatropha curcas, 2646 nucleotides long. Its product is annotated as inactive protein kinase SELMODRAFT_444075. NCBI's taxonomy places the organism in Eukaryota, Viridiplantae, Streptophyta, Magnoliopsida, Malpighiales, Euphorbiaceae. Gene Ontology annotation, molecular function: protein kinase activity; ATP binding. Gene Ontology annotation, biological process: protein phosphorylation. The record is from RefSeq and is a predicted model, not a curated record.
GCUACUCACUUACACUUGUCAAUAAACCAUGACAUUGAAUUCCAAAGUUGCCCUUCCAUUUAAAUUGCUUAAUAAAUCAGCCAUGUGCACGCGAUCCCAUUUAGUAACAUAGGAGAGACAAUAUUCAUAGUCAAAUUGCAGAUUCCUAAUUUUCCCGGCAAGGAGGAAACUGGCUUCUGACGACCCUAUGUUUCCGGGAAAAAUUGAACCCCGCUCUAGCCAACGCUCCGCUUAUGCAGCGGCGGAUAAAGUGGUGGUUGCCGUUAAAGCGGAGAAAGUAAUUUCCAAGACUGCACUAGCUUGGUCGCUGACUCACGUUGUCCAUCCCGGUGACUGCAUAACCUUACUCGCUGUCCUUUCUAACUCCAAAACCGGUAGGAGAUUCUGGAAGUUUCCGAGGUUGACAGGAGAUUGUGGAAGCAGUCAAAGGGAAAUGUUACUUGAUCGCGCUUCUGAAAUCUCCGAGUCUUGUUCUCAGAUGGUGCUUCAGUUUCAUAACCAAGUUGAAGUGGGAGUGAGAAUUAAGGUGGUGUCAGGUACAUCUGGCAGAGUUGUUGCAGCUGAGGCAAAGCACAUCGGGGCCAACUGGGUUGUACUGGACAAAAAAUUAAAGCAAGAGCUGAGGCAUUGCAUAGAGGAGCUUCGCUGUAACAUUGUGGUGAUGAAAGGUUCACAAGCAAAAGUCCUCAGGCUUAAUUUAGGAUGCUCGGAUGAAAUCCAAACCCCAUACUAUUCAGCUGCCUCUUCACCUGAUGAGAAUUUUGGAGGACACAGGAUGAAGCAUUCUACUCCAGUAAGCAGCCCUGAGGAGACAAGUACUUCCUACUCGAGAACCAGAGAAGGUUCAUUAUCGAGUUGUGACUCGACGACACCACUUUUCCUUUUCUAUGAACAAAAUCCACUUUUUGAAGGCAUGGAUAGAGGAAAACAUGCACCAGCAGAUAAUCAAGAUGACCCUGAUGACUCAAUUAGAGAUCUUCAUUCAGAUGGUAGGCUUGUCACUCUGUCAACAAACCCAACAUUAUCUACAACUAGUGAUCACAAGAGUGUACUUGAGAUUCCUCAAAACCACUUUAUUGAGGAAAAGAUCACUAUGACCCAUACAAGGAACUACAUAAAUACUUCCAAGAGUACUCCCCAAUCUUCUAGAACUCUACUUGAUAAAUUUGUGCAAUACGAUCAAGAUUCUAGGGAUAGUAGAAAUGGGCUCACUCAGAGUCAUCAAAAGGACUACACUGCAAGAAACAUAAGAAAUGCAGUUCCUUUAGGUAGAACAUCCUCGGUGCCCCCUCCUUUAUGCUCAUUUUGUCAACACAAGGCACCGUUUUUCGGAAAACCUCCAAGACAAUUUUCUUACAAGGAGCUCGAGGAAGCUACAGAAGGGUUCUCAGAUAUAAAUUUCUUAGCAGAAGGAGGUUUUGGCAAUGUUUACAGAGGGGUAUUAAGGGAUGGUCAGGUGAUUGCAGUGAAGCUAUUGAAGUCUGGUGGUUCUCAAGCAGAUGCUGAUUUCUGCAGGGAAGUGAAGGUAUUGAGUUGCGCACAACACAGGAAUGUUGUGUUGUUGAUUGGGUUCUGUAUUGAUGGCAAGAAGAGAAUAUUGGUCUAUGAAUACAUAUGCAAUCGGUCCUUAGACUUCCAUUUGCACGGAAACAGAAAAGCACCUCUAGAUUGGCAUUCACGGAUUAAAAUAGCAAUUGGGACAGCGAGAGGCUUAAGAUAUCUUCAUGAAGAUUGUAGAGUUGGUUGUAUAGUACAUAGAGACAUGAAGCCCAACAAUAUCCUUGUAACACAUGAUUUUGAACCUCUGGUUGCUGAUUUUGGGCUUGCUAGGUGGCAUUCUGAGUGGAAUAUCAAUGCAGAGGAGCGAGCAAUUGGAUCUUCAGGAUACCUUGCACCAGAAUACGUUGAUGGUAGAAAAAUAACACAGAAAGUUGAUGUGUAUGCAUUUGGAGUAGUUUUAUUAGAACUCAUGACAGGCCAAAGAAUUAGUAAUCUACAUUUUUAUGAGGGAAGACACUUCUUAUCUGACUGGUUCCACCCCCUAGCUGCGCUUGAGCCAAGCCAUGUCUUUGCCAAAAUUUACCAAUUGCUUGAUCCAUGCUUGGCUGGUGAGCAAGUCCAUGACUUCGCCUAUCAACUACAGGCUAUGGGACGAGCAGCUUAUUUCUGCCUCCAUCCAGAUCCAGAUUCCAGACCUGCAAUGUCAAAGGUCCUUAGACUACUUGAAGGAGGAGAUUUGGCAAUUCCAUUGGGCAUGGACUUGAAUUCACUUGGUAGUAGAAGUGGUCAUUUGCGCGGUCUGAGCUUACCAAGAGAAGAUAAAACGAGCCAUUCUCGUAAGCUCUCUCACUAGAACUUUGAUUCUGCAAGAACUGUCACAUGCCUACCAUUGUAGGUGUAUUCCAGAUUAUCAGUUUCACGUGAUUUUCCUUCUUAUUCGAUGUAAUUUCUUCUGUUAUCAUCAUCAUCACCAUCAUCAGUUCUUAUAGAAGUUAUAUAGCAUUAUGUCAAGUAAGAAUUACUUGCAUGUUUGUAGCUCAAUUAUUCUUCACUGCUAAUGAACAAUAAAAGGAAGUGUACGUCAAUGGAAAAAAAGUACUGCUCUUUUAUGCUUCUGCCACUAAUAUUACAUGAUUUUGAUGGUGA